Messenger RNA from Paramisgurnus dabryanus, 1525 nucleotides. RefSeq lists its product as uncharacterized. Gene Ontology annotation, biological process: B cell receptor signaling pathway; B cell differentiation. NCBI's taxonomy places the organism in Eukaryota, Metazoa, Chordata, Actinopteri, Cypriniformes, Cobitidae. Gene Ontology annotation, cellular component: B cell receptor complex; external side of plasma membrane. The record is from RefSeq and is a predicted model, not a curated record.
GAGGAAAGCUGGGGUUGUUUCAUAUGUCAUAUGUUUGAUGUAGGAGUAAGGCAGAGUUUAGACUCUAUACAGAUGCUUGAAAAUGAAGUGUUUCUGUAAACUCCUGUGUGGGCUCCUUAUGUCAUGCCUUUGUUUUAGAGUCACAGGUCUGAAUAAGGAGAUAUCUGUGAAUCAGAGCCCAAACAGCAUUACUGUGAAUGAGGGAGAAUCUGCUAAAAUCUCCUGCUGCUGGACAAAGACAACAUUUGAUUUUAAAGUCGACUGGUUAAAGAAUGAGAAAAAGGUUUCAGCAGAAAGUCAGGUGUUUCAAAAGUCUCCAGUGGGAAACUGCACUACUCUUAAAAUCACAAACAUAACUCCAAAUGACACAGGAGAAUAUGUAUGUAAAGUGAUCCAAGACAUACCAUUCCUGCGUCAAUUCAAUGGAAGUAAAACCAUCUUAACAAUCAAAAACAAAGAACAAGGCACCAAGACACCAACAACUACAGGCAAUGUUACAUCAAGUGUUCAACCACCUUCCAUCAUAAAAAACGUUGAAUCUUCACAUUUGACCCUGCCUUUGUCUCUGGCCGCUGCUGUCGGCCUGUUGACCCUCUGCUUGAUCUUUACUGUCUGCAAGAUGAAGAACUCUUGUAAAAAAUCAGAUCGAGUGGUCAUUCACCAGACACCUCACAGUGAUGGAGAGGAGCAUGAAAAUAAUGAGUCGGAGGAGCUGAACUCAAACUCUUCACGAGGAUCUCUUCAAUGGUAUCAAGUUCCUGUUUACUGGUCUUACUUUGAUGUACAGAGAGAUAAAGAAGAAGCUGACCAAUCACAAGCAGAAUAAAGACCAUUUUAGUCAGUGGUUUGUAAAGUAUUCUCUCUGACUGUAAGUGUGAGAGUAUUUUUGUAAAUAUUAGAGUCAGAUUUGAAAGAUAAAGUGGAAAUCUUCUCAGCUCAUAAUUCUGAGCAUUUGAUUUUAAUCUCACCGCUCACAUGUGCUGUCCGCAUGUGGUGCCAUGUUAGAUUUGUAUUCUUGUAAUUUUUGGUUUCUUUCAUUACAAGUCUGUAAAAAUGUUAUCACAUAUUACAUGUUAUCAAUUGUAAUCACAAUGUUAUCAUGUAUCACAUAUCUUGUGAGAUGUAUGAUACUCCAUUAUGUAAGCAAAAGGUGUUUGGUUUUAUUUAUUGUGCUAUGGUAAGACAUCUAUUAAAUCUUAGCCUAGACAUUUGGGCUGUGUUAGGACACCAGAUGUCUUUUAAACACAAAUUGCUUACUUGGAAAUGAAUUCAAUUGUAUUUCAAACUAAUACACACUUCCCAGGUCUUCAGGGGUUUAUUUAAGUUUUAUUCUGUAAAUACAACACAAACCAGCUAUGAUUAUAUAUGUAUGUUUUUUUUAAAUAUAUUUUUUUACCUGUCUGUGAGAGUCACAUGUUCAUUUUGAGGUUGCUGUUGACAUUUACAAUAAAAGUCUGUGAAAGCAUCAAGCGUGAGACGUGUCUUCACACAGAUAAGCAGACACUGCAGGGUGGAAACUCUGGUG